CUCUCAAAUAUUAUCAUUUGGCUAUUGAUUCAAUGAGAAGAAGAGGAAGCUCUAUAGCUACAAUAGGGAUUUGACAAUCACUACAUAUCACAUUUUACUGUUAGUCUUAACAACAACAACAAGAACAGAGUUCAUUUCUUCAAGUCUUUUUUAUAUACAUUCUGCUGUUCUUCGUUCAUUAAAGAAAUCAUCAAAUGGGGGCAUUUAAUGUCUACUUACAUCCCUCCAACUACAACUACAACUGCAACUUGAUGAAGAUUCUCAUUGUCAUAAUAGUAGUGUUCUGCAACAUCUUUGGACUUGCUCAUUCUUCAGCCACAACAGGGUAUGAGACAAAGAUGGUGCAACCUUCAUCUUCACAACAAGCUCUUAAUGAAUCAAUACUAUUACAUUCAAGAAACAGGAAGCUUUUGUCAAAUGAACACUGCACAAGCAGAGACAUAAGUAUAUCGCAAAGCAAAGAUUCAUCAUCAACAGGAAUACCACAAUACAUCGUACAAAUAGUGAAUACAUGUAUGUCAUCAAGUUGUGUACCAAGGCAUAUACAUGUACACUGCGGUUGGUUCGCAUCGGCAAAGAUUGUUAAUCCUAAUAUAUUCAAGAGAUUAUCUCAUGAUGAUUGUUUGGUCAAUAAUGGGAGACCGUUGUUGAAUAGCCAAGUUGUUAGGUUCACUUAUUCGAACUCUUUUAUGUACCCCAUUUCUUUCAUGUCUGCUAAAUUUUGUUUUGAUUGAUUAUUAGUUGGUUGCUCAUAAUCACUACCAAGGAUUUGUA
Molecule: messenger RNA, 774 nt
Organism: Papaver somniferum (opium poppy)
Lineage: Eukaryota; Viridiplantae; Streptophyta; Magnoliopsida; Ranunculales; Papaveraceae
Product: protein TAPETUM DETERMINANT 1-like
Exons: 3
Coding region: 195-734 (179 amino acids)
Biological process (GO): cell fate determination
Source: RefSeq, a predicted model, not a curated record